Cordyceps militaris CM01 is the source of this 2121-nucleotide messenger RNA. RefSeq lists its product as uncharacterized. Bases 1 to 2121 code for a protein of 706 amino acids. Lineage: Eukaryota; Fungi; Ascomycota; Sordariomycetes; Hypocreales; Cordycipitaceae. The record is from RefSeq and is a predicted model, not a curated record. The transcript has a single exon.
AUGCCUUGGAAGUCCUCAUCGUCCUCUAUGGCUGCCAAGCCAAAGCCAAUACUGAGAUCCAAAUCUACUGCCAAGUCUAUUCGUGGGCAAAUAUCCGCACCUAUACCCGUUGCCGAUUCAUACGCGGAAUUUUCCGAGCCCAUGCAACUGCAUCCGUCUCGGGACGGAGCCCAACAACUUGAUGGCAACAGCAACCCCAGGCAGGAGCAGGACUUUGACCAGAGCCAAAUUUCCAAGGCCGCCGAGGAUUCCGCAGUUUUAUCUCAAGUACAAUCUGGACCCCAGAGAGUCACUAUAGAUAACUCGGCAGCCCCCAAUCCUGUACAUGAAGCCAGCAAGCGCCUCUCAAAGUCACAGACAAAGGAUGCACCCGCCCGCAAAAGAUCACCCAUUCGCGAUGUGAUAAGCCGUCUCUUUGGGAGGCGAAGGAAGACAGCUAGCCAGCUUACAACGGCAUCGGAGCCUGCCCAACGUUCUAGUGCUCCUCCACAGCAUAUGGUAACUACAACUUCACCGCAGCCGACACGAGUGAGCGCUCCCAUUCUAACCGGAAGUAAGGGGAAAAUUGAAAAGGCCAAUCAAGCACGAGGUUCUGGAGCUAGCCGAUCGGCGUCGUUGCCUGUCACCGAGUUUGACAGAGCGCUUCGCUCCCAUUCCGUCGGCCUCGACGAUGUCAUCGCGAUUCGAAGCGCACGAAACUCUGUGGCCAUGGACCAAAUCCAGCCCAAGAAACGAAUCGGCGAAAGCGCAACUCCGUAUGCCCUCGGGGCUCGGUACAUUGGCGAUGGGAAGCUGGCUGGACUGUGCCCGCGGCCCGCAAGUGUCAAUGACAGGGAUCUUCGCAGCUCAGCAAUCAUGACCGACGACCCUGACGAAAUCGGCCGUGCCAUUACCAGUGACGCCAGCGGGCUCAGGCGCCGCUCUCGAAGUAUGUCAGCCAUGUCCUUGAUGGAAGCCAACCAGGAGGUGCGCCGUCGACGAAGUCAGGAACUGAGAGAGCUCAGAGAGAGCUGCUUUUAUGACGAAGAUCCCCUCUCGCCACUGUCUUCCGAGUUUCCCGAAGAGGACGCCUUGGCUACCUUCGACCUGGACCUGCCGAACCCGCCACGACCGGCGACGCCGGAGCCGACAACACCAGGGCCGUAUUUGUUUGGCAAUCUCAUUUCCGAAGAAGAGGCUGCCAACAGGCAGCAGGUUGGUGAGAUUACGCUUAGCUCGAGGGUCAAUGGCAUCGAGAAUAGGCUACACGUUCUGGAGGAUUCGGUAUCACUCCUCAGGUACAAGUCGAACCCUUACGCAAACGUUGGCUGGAAACCUAGCGACGCCACGAUACCCUCCGGACUGGGCAUCCAACCUUCUUUUUCCUACCCAAAUACUCGAGAUCCUCACUACAGCCUAUCCAUGGGCAUGGCGCCCACAUCUACGCGGCCCUCCACGGGCCAUUCCGAAGCCGUUUUCACCGAGUCCAUCACCUCUCACAGCGGCGGAGGUGGCGGCGACGGAAACCGCACCGACAGUCGCGCCGUCUCUCAGCAGCCCUCCUUCUUUGACAGUGCCCGCCCGACGUCGGGGCAGACCGUCCGCGGAUCAAACGGCCAGCUGCUCGCGCCGCGUCACACCCCAUCACUCAGCGAGGAGCAGUUCACGGCCAUUCUCGGGCUCCUCGAGACGGAGCGCUCCGCGCGCCUCGUGCUCGAGGCCCAGGUGCAGCAGCUCACGCGGCAGGUCCGCGCGCUCCUCGGCAAGCACGCGCGGCAGCACGCCGCGCCGGCCGCCGUGUCCGUGUUUGAGUACGACGCCGACGAAAGCGAGUCCCCGCGCAGCAGCAGCGCCCGCUACAACGUCUGGCACCCGCUGAAGGGGUACCCGGUCGACGAUUCGGGCAUCGACCCGGGCGUGUCCUACCACGCUGCCAAGGGGAGCGGUUUCGACGAUGAUGAGGAUGAUGACACCGAGUCUGCGUCGCAGCUAUACGCUACGCCGAGAGAGGAGACGCACGCCGCAGACUUUGGCGCCUAUCCUGGCGGCACGGAUCAGCAGCAGCAGGAGGACGGUUCGGCGACCCGGACCUUGUCGCUGUCGCGGAUGACCAUGGCCCCCAUGCCGACGGCCGUCAUGUAA